Didymella exigua CBS 183.55 is the source of this 2212-nucleotide messenger RNA. RefSeq lists its product as uncharacterized. The transcript is spliced from 2 exons. NCBI's taxonomy places the organism in Eukaryota, Fungi, Ascomycota, Dothideomycetes, Pleosporales, Didymellaceae. The record is from RefSeq and is a predicted model, not a curated record. Gene Ontology annotation, biological process: regulation of DNA-templated transcription. Gene Ontology annotation, molecular function: sequence-specific DNA binding; protein binding; zinc ion binding. The coding region runs from base 130 to 1785 and encodes 551 amino acids.
CCAUCGUGCACGGCGCGUUGUGCCGCCCCUAUUGUAUGAAGCAGCGGGCCUCACGAGCAAACCUCAGCAAAUCAUCGCGCGUGCGCCGGGCGUCCGAGACGCACAGCAGACAGGGCCACACGCGCGGUCAUGUACCCCAACGGAGCGGCUGAGGCACGCCCAGGCGCGCAGGCCCCACACGGAGGCGGGCAGCGGCUGAUGGAUGGGCAGAUGGGCGGCCACGGCGACGCGCGACGGCGGCCGCUCGUCAACUCGACGCUCCACCACGACCCGGGCAGCUCCGGGCGCAGCAGGGCCGGCGACUUUGAUGGGCUGCAGCUGGCGCUGAUGGACAGCAACGCGAUGCCGAUGAGCCUGGCCCUGGACCUGGACAUGGACCUGGACAUGCUGGGCACCGACGACGGCACCAGCACCACCGGCGGCGGCGGCUUCACGCCGUUCGGGUGCCAUGCGCAGGGGCAGGCGCUGCAGACGGCGGGUCUGCAGACGGCGGGCGGCCUGCCCCCGGGCAGCGCGCCCGGCAGCAUCGCAGGCGGCAUCGCAGGCGGCAUCGCAGGCGGCAGCAUGGCGACGACGACGACGACGACGGCCGCAGGGCUCUCCGGCGCGGGCGCGGGCCCGCUGCCCACGGGCUUUGGCGCGCCCAGCCUGAACCCGUCCGGCAGCACGCUGACCGAGUUCACGAAGCGGCGCAACUGGUCGCAGCGCGUGCUCGAGGAGCUGCGCGACCUGCUGCACAUCCUCACCCCCAACGGGCGCAUCCUGUACGUGUCGCCGUCGUGCAAGGCGCUCACCGGCUGGGACGCGCCGCAGCUGGUCGGGCGCUUCAUCAACGACUUCAUCCACCCAGAGGACAUUGGCAUCUUCGUCAAGGAGUUCAACGAGUCGAUCGCGUCGGGCAACCCGCUGCGGUUCUUCUACCGGUUCCGCCACGCCGACGACUCGUGGCGCAUCUUCGAGUCCCACGGCCACCCGCACCUGACCAGCGACCCGAGCUCGUUUGCGCCGCCCAACGCGCUCAACUGCCGCGGGUUCUUCAUCAUGGCGCGGCCGUACCCGACCAAGAACGCGGCCCUGCUCGACUCGUUCCUGGAGCACAAGAUCGAGAACGAGCGGCUGACCAAGCGCAUCGCGGAGCUGAAGCGCGAGGAGCAGGACGAGCAGGGCGAGCAGGACGAGUCGUCGCGUCGCGGGCCGCAGAGCCAGUCGGGCGCGCCGACCGAGUCGGUGGUGACGCAGAGCGUGCCGCCCAGCGACGCGGCGUCGUACGCGCAGAUGCCGCCGCCGGCGAAGCCGAGCGUCUCCAACACGGCGCUGACGCGCCAGAACCUCGACGAGGUGCUGGCGGCGAGCCGCACCGAGAACAUCAGCGACAAGAUGGCGCGGUACGAGGGCGCCAACCACCUCGAGACGAUUGAGAUGCUGACGGGGCUGCGGUACCGCGACGGCGAGCGGUCGCAGGGCAUCAGCACCGGCGACGCGAGCCCCGUGCUGAUCCGCGGCGACGCGGGCAUCCAGAUCUCGCUGGACCGAGACGGGCGCGGCGCCUCGGAUAAGAAGAAGAAGCUCAAGCUGGCCGACGAGUACGUGUGCACCGACUGCGGCACGCUCGACUCGCCCGAGUGGCGCAAGGGGCCCAACGGGCCCAAGACGCUGUGCAACGCCUGCGGCUUGCGCUGGGCCAAGAAGGAGAAGAAGAGAACCAACCCCAACACGCCCGGCCACCACUCGGCCUCGGCCUCGACCCCCGGCCUGCCCAUGCACCAGAGCACCGGCAGCAGCUAGACUGCAGUGGAAGACGUGAAUCGGGCAGUAAAGGACGUGAAUCUGGCAGUGGAGGACGUGAAUCUGGCAGUAAAAGACGUAAAAUCUGACAGUAAAAGACGUAAAAUCUGACAGUAAAAGACGUAAAAUCUGACAGCAAAAGACGCAAAAUCUGACAAUAAAAGACGUAAAAUCUGACAGUAAAAGACGUAAAUUCUGACAGUAAAAGACGUAAAAAUCUGACAGCAAAAGACGUAAAAAUCUGCCAGUAAAAGACGUAAAAAUGGCGACACGCAGAACGGCAACGUGUUGAAUACGGCCACACGUUGAAGCAGAGUGCAUAAGCUAGAGUAGAAGAUGCCACAUCCCAGACAUGUAGUGCAAUAUCACUAGAUUCCAACAAAAACACCUACACGGCCCGUAUCAGCGUGAGAUGAGACAAACGCCU